Trichoderma breve is the source of this 1866-nucleotide messenger RNA. RefSeq lists its product as uncharacterized. Bases 1 to 1866 code for a protein of 621 amino acids. The transcript has 3 exons. The record is from RefSeq and is a predicted model, not a curated record. NCBI's taxonomy places the organism in Eukaryota, Fungi, Ascomycota, Sordariomycetes, Hypocreales, Hypocreaceae.
AUGGAUCUCGGAUCCGUAAGACGGGGCGGGAUUAGCCCCGGAGCAGGAGAUUCUGUAGAGAGCGGCAGCCCUACCGAAGGCAUCAAGCAUGAAGCUGAAGCCACUGCACCCUCCCUGACGUCGGCGACGGCGAUGCCCAAUGGCGCAGGGGCAGGGGCAUCUGGUGCCGCGGACGCCAUGGAGACCACGGAAGCAGAAGAGGUGGAGAACGUGACCAAGAAGAGGAAAACGGGUUCAGGAAGUAGAGGUGUUGCAAACUUGACGCCGGAGCAGCUGGCCAAGAAGAGAGCAAACGACCGCGAAGCGCAACGUGCCAUCCGAGAAAGGACUAAGAACCAGAUUGAGAGGCUCGAGCGCCGCAUCCAUGAGCUUGAAGCUCAAAAACCGUACCAGGACCUCCAGGCUGUGGUACGGGCCAAGGAGGUGAUAGAAGCAGAAAAUGCUGAGAUCAAGAGACGGCUGGCUAGCAUUAUCGGCAUGCUGCAGCCUUUGUUCUCCGGCGAGAGUCUAACAAGAGCAGAUAUGCCUGGCAUCAGCCCUGCCCUCCCAUACGCCACAACACCUAUUCCCAUGACAACAACAAGCAACAUCGCCUAUCAUCCUGCAGCAUCUGCCACUUCUUCAUCGCCAGCAACAGGAAUGGUUGACCCCAUUCGCCAGGCCGCUCAACCGCCCCUACAGAGCUGGCAAAGCGGCGGUAGUAGUACACCGCCAGCACCGCGACAGCCUAGCCUAACCGACGCCGUCGAUGAAGGCACUCAAGCCCUAUUAGAGCGGCAAGGACAGACGCUUCGGCACGGAUUGGACUUUGAGCAGGGCCGCUUUGAUCUAAACGUCGUACUUGACCCUACCCAAGCUAUACCAAAGCUACAGAGGGGCGUUAAUGGUGCACAAGACACGGCUGAAUACCACCACGUCCCCAUGAAACAUGACUGGACACAAGUGAAUCCGACUUACGCACCACAGGCCCGGCCUGUGCCUGCGUGGGAGUCACCUAUUUCCAUUCCAUCAGCUACCUCAGAUACAACUCCGGCAAUAGCAUCAGCCCUGGGCAUCACUCGGCAGAGUUCUGUCACAAGCCAGCCAGGGCCUGCCUCCGGGCCAACCUCUGAUCCCAGCCCUCCCAUGGUUCCAGCAGUUCCUUAUCCCACCGCACAAGCUGUUGUUCCAGAAGCUCUCCCUCAAUUCUCUCGUCCCCUGCGCAACUGCAGUCCUACAUGUCCGCUUGACGCUCUACUUCUCGACUUUCUUAGCGAGCGGCAGCAGCGUGCCGCCGAGGGCUACGAGCCGAGUGAGGUGUCUGGCCCGCGGUAUCCAUCCGUUUCAUCUCUGCUCAAUCCAGCCAAUAGCAAAUUCAGCCAUCCAGUGUCUAGAGUUUUCACAGACAUCAUUACCAAGUUUCCCGAAGUGUCCGGCCUUCCCGAAAAAGUGGCCAUUCUGUACCUCAUGUUUCUUUACAUGCGAUGGCAGAUAUAUCCAACGAAGGAAAACUUGGAACGUUUGCCGCCGUGGAUUCAUCCAUUGCCAUGUCAGUAUGAAAUACCGCAUGCCGCGUGGAUGGACUUCUUACCAUACCCGGCGAUGAGGGAAAGAGUCAUUAGAGCCGAAAAUCCCGACCUCUUCUACUUUGACAACUUCUUUCUUCCGUUUACAUCCACCUUUUCCGUCUCCUGGCCUUAUGAGGAGGCACAUACGUUACUAAGAAACCCCGACUCUGAUGAGAUUAUGAUUAACCCCGUGUUUGAGAGCCACAUGCGAAAUUUGGAUAAUUGGAAACUGGGCAGGCUGUUUGCUGAGUCUUUUCCUAUGUUGGCUGAUACGUGUCAGUAUUGGCCCGACGCAAAUGGACAAGAAAAUGCUAAAUAA